AUUCGUGUUCACAUUCGCGCCUGGGCAGCUGAUGACCCUCUCUAUUGUACUGUGUGUGUGUCGGACUCUUAAGGCCAAUGCCUGACUGUCAUGGACAGAUUUUGCAUGAAUUUCUGGAUGCUAUCAGAGGACAAACCCGGGCUCUCUGGAGACGACUGAGAGACGAUUGAGAAAAAGUAGUUUUCAGGUCAUGGAUUUCCCGGGGCAUUUUGAGCAGAUCUUCCAGCAGUUGAACUACCAGCGUCUGCAUGGACAGCUGUGCGACUGCGUGAUCAUGGUUGGUAGUCGUCAUUUCAAGGCUCACCGUGCCGUCCUGUCUGCCUGCAGUACACAUUUCCGAGCCCUGUUUACUGCUGCUGAGGGAGACGCCAGUACGAGGAUGAUCCACCUGGACUCAGAAGUGGUGACCGCUGAAGCGUUUGCUGCACUCAUGGACAUGAUGUACACGUCCACGCUGAUGCUAGGAGAGAGUAACGUGAUGGAUGUCUUGCUGGCCGCUUCUCAUCUGCAUCUGAACGCUGUGGUGAAAGCCUGUAAGCACUACCUUACCACUCGUACUCUACCCAUGUCUCCUCCGGCAGACCGUAGUGGUCAGCAUCACGCCGAGCAGCAACAAGCAGCAGUGGCUGCGAACUCUCAUCUCCAGCGUUCAUUUCUGCUUCAACAGCUCGGCCUGAGCCUGGUCAGUUCUGCCCUGAGUGGCGCUGAAGACGGGGGAACAGGGAACGGGAGGAGAACGGGUUCAGCGUGCGGUAGCGGGUUGGUGGAUCAGCACGGUUCUCAUCCGGGACGCCGUUUCCUGAAGCGCAAACAGCCCUUGUCCCUGAUCGCUUCGGAACGGGGGAGGCCACGGCUCUCCACGCAGGUGGAGGGGAUUGUGGGGGAAUCGGGGGGGCGAGAGGGUGGAGAGGAGCUUCUGUCUCCAGAUUCCCAUAGUAAAAUGGUGGAUGAGGUCGUCGCUGGGGUCAUUCCAGGGGAUGAUGGAGGUUUACUAGAACGAGAUGGGUACCGCAGGGGACUGACCCAUGAAGACAUGCAGCUUCCCAGUCAGUCGGAUGGAGGAAGGGGACCAGGACCGGAAAAAACAUUGCUGCUGUCAUGCAAAGAGGAGUACCCAGAUGCGAGCCGUCACCAUACUGAGGGGAUGAAGAUAAAGAACGGAGGUGAGGAAGAAGAGGAGGAGCAGCAGCAGCACAUGCAGGUCGUGGUGAAGAGUGAGCCAAUGAGUUCACCCGAGGCUGCUGAUGAGACUAGCGAUGUUACGUCUCAGGCAGAAGGGAGUGACCAGGUGGAGCCAGUUGGAGAAAAGCUGGAAUUGAGUCCUGAGGGCAGUGAGCGCAGCUACUCCGACCCCCAGCCUAGCUCUGGGCUGCUGAUUAAAGGAAACAAGGGGUUAGGAGCAGCAGAAGACCGAGGAAGAGGAGAGGAGCUCUCCUGCAGUGAUGCUCUAGAGUCCUCCUCUGGACUGCACAUCUCCAGUUUCCUCAGCGCGAAGGCCUUUGCUGGCAGAGGGACAUCAUCUAACCGUGCCAACAGUGUUGACAAUGUUCCCAACACUACAACCGGAGAGUUUCAAGCAGACCACGAUUCCUCUCGCUUCUUCCUCCCAGCCGAUUCCAUCAACACUUCAUCUUCCUCUCUGCAGCUCCUUCCAGGCGAAGCACAGGUCUGCUCUGACCUGCAGCCUGAGUCCCUUCUUCUGCGGCCACUGCAUGAUGGGAUGGCAUCAUCCUCUUCAUUAGCAGCGUCCCGUGGUGGAUCGGUGGACCAGCUUGCACUAGAGUUCCAGCGAAACAUUUUGGGAUUGCAGACCUUCCCUCGUUCAUCCAGGGGUGGAGCAGGCGGGUGCCAAGCAUACCGGCGCAUUGCUCCCAAAGUUCCACCAGGAGGUGCUACAACACUUACAGACAGCCCUCAGCAGCUUGAUGCUGCCUCCUCAUCCUCUUCCUCCUCAGUGCUUCUUAACGGGGUGAACUUAAUGGACAGUUCUGUUACCGUAGGUCAAAAUGUUGGCAGCUCCAACUUGAACCCGCUACCCCAGUUGACAAGAGCCUCUGCAGAUGUUCUGUCAAAAUGUAAGAAGGCACUGUCCGAGCACAACGUUCUAGUGGUUGAAGGCGCCAGGAAGUAUGCCUGCAAGAUCUGCUGUAAGACGUUCCUCACUCUGACGGACUGCAAGAAACACAUCCGAGUUCAUACGGGAGAGCGCCCAUACGCCUGUCUGAAAUGCGGCAAGCGCUUUAGUCAGUCCAGUCACUUGUACAAGCACUCGAAAACAACCUGCUUACGAUGGCAGAGCAGUGAUAUGUCUAACACCCUGCUCUAAUUCAACCGCAGGCGCUCCAAAAGCACCAUACAAGGAGUGAGCAGAUCUGUACACUGUAAUCUCACAUCCACCAUUAUAGUAGGUAUAGGAACGUUUUUUUAGGUCUUUCAUGGCUGUAGUAUGUUGUUAACAUGCUUCCAGUUAACAUGCCGUCCAGAGAUAGUUCACACUGAAAUGUUCCAAACCUGUGACCUAGAAAAAAAAUGAACAAAUUAUUUUGCGUUCCUGCAGAAGAUGAAAGUCAUACAGGUUUGGAACAUGAGGGUGAGGAAGUGAUAACAGAAUUUUCAUUUUUGGGUGGACUGUUUCUUUAAGUUUCACUGUGAAAUGUUUUCAAAAGAACUGAAAUCAGACAGAACCUUAGAAGACCAGUCCUGUGUCCUGAUGAUUGAAGCUUGCUGUGGACGUCAGAAUUGUAUUGUCAGCUGUGUACUGUUGAUGUAUUUUAGCUUCUGAAGUUGUCUGUAUAUUCUGAACUGAAGCAUCAAAAGGAGAUUCAUCAGUUUUAAUUUAGGUGCACCUUUAGGCCAGUGGAUCUCGACCAUGGGCCCCACUAGUUGGCCUCGGCAAACAUCCAGGAGAAUCCCAAUAAGUCUUAAAAUGAUUUCAAUUUAGAUAUAUUAACUUAAUCUUAAUUCAAAUUUUAAACAUUUAAAGAAUCACAACAUUGAACUGACAUCAUAUUUUUGAUGAUAGAAGUGCAUAUCAACUUUGAAUAUUGUCUUAAGCUUAAGUGGGGUCCUGGAGUCAAAAAGGUUGAGAAGCACUGCUUUAAGUUCCAGUGGUUUAAGUUACAAAACUAUGUGAGCUGCCUGCCUGACUGUUUACAGUUCAUAUAGGCAGCCACUAAGGCAGCAAACUCAGAACUCAAAUGAAACCUCACAUUGGAACAUCUGGAAAGAACAUGGGCAGCUGUACUUUUAUGUUUCCCCAAGAAAUUUGCCUUAAUUUUUUAUUUGUUUUUGGCAAACUUAUAUAUUAGUGGUUUUGCCUUUGCUAACACAAAGUUUCUCAGGUGAACUGAUGAAGUUUUUAGGGCGAACACAAAACUCAAAAGCUUUGAAAUCUAAUUGGUCCUCCCAUCUCAUUUUAUCCCAUUUAGGGGUACUGUAUAACUUAGUCUCGCGUAGCCAGACCUUCUGACUUUAGCCAGCGGUCCGUGGGAGUGACGUCUGAGGCUGAGACUAUGUAUAACUUAGUUAAUUGCAAAGGAGUUUGACUCAAAAGUCAAUUUCAAGCCUACAGUCAGCUAUUCUGGGCUAGUGCUAUAUACUUUCUAAGUGCUAAAAACUUUCCACACAACAUAUUUCAAAUCGGCAACCGAGUCUGACAUUAGCUGUCUGAUAAAUGUUUUUGUCAUACUCAAAAAACUUAUAUUUCUGAUUGUCUCUAUGGCAGCUGGAGAUUUUAUUCAGAAGGUGGGAAUUAUUCCACCAUAUUUUGCAUUGCACUUUCUCCCAUUUAUAGUAAUGAGUGCACCUUCUUGGUUCAUCUCAAGUAUGGGUGGAAAACUCAGUUCCUGGAUGGCCACUGCCCUGCAGAGUUUUUCUAGUUUUUCUAGUAUUACAUUCAUUGUGUGGGAUACAUGUGAUGCUGCUUUCGAGAAAUGUCCUUAACGGUUCAGUCUUCACAUCAAGAUAAUUCUGUCUAGGGCAGGCUGUCAGCUUACUAGGUUUUGUAACACCGCAAAUAUGUAAAAGAAUAACCUUGCACAGUCACUACCGUUACACUUUUACUGUUACAAGGUCAAAUAAAUAGAUUUCUAUUAGAAGACAAAUCUUUUGACCACAUGUGGAAAUAUGAGCAGAAUUGACCUUGUUGCAUAUAUUUCCCUAAACUAACAAAUACUUUGUUUCUUGACUGUCGAUUAACACAAAAUGAUUCUUGUUUUCUAUGAACAGUAAUCAUUAUGUUGUAUUCUUAAAAAUAUGAAUGCGUUAAGGCAUGAAAUAUGUCCCCUUUGCACAGAAGAGGUAAUUGUUAGGAACAUUUUUUACUAAAGCACUGUGUAUUUGUGCCUGUUUCUGUUGUAUUCGAAUUUCUUACACUUUAUUGACAAAUGCAGACAGAAAUCAUGCACCGAGCACUCCAUAAAUGACCAUUUAACCUGAAAUCCUCAGACCAUUGAAAUUGAUAUCAGCACUGAGAGAACGUUAGACUACAGUGUUUAUAGGUACACAUUUUCCAUUUAAACUAAGAUACUAAAGAACCUGCAUACUGAUUAAAUUCAUGUUGACGAAUUUUAAUGGAAACUAUCGGUGAUGAAGUGGUCACUUUAAAAAAAAAAAAGACUGUUACAUUCAUGUGUCUCUUUGGACCUUCCAGUGCACAGAGAGAAAACCAUUAUGUAAAAAUUGCACCUUCAGUCUUUAAGGCUUUAAUGUUUUACGGUUUGUGGAGUAACAAAUACUAAACAAAUAGAACAUGCUGUAAACUAAACUAGAUGUUCAGUCAUUGUAUUAGUGGUUGUUAAUGGAUACUUUUAGGGGAAAUAUAAGAGUCUUGUCCUAGUAGUUUGUGAGAAGUCUUGUCUUUCUGUGAUGUGUUUGAUGUUGUACUGAGAGGAGUCCUUAAAUACUCGUAAGUAUAAUCCUUAAGAUUUAGAAGCUGCUUCAUUAAACACAUUCCAACCUGUAAAUGAGCUGUUACUGCAGAACUUAGCAUUUUAUUCAUGCCAUCUUUUAUUUAACCGUAGUAAUGUUUUUUUUUUCCCUUUGUGGUAAAUAUUGCAUCUGUUUGAUCUGAUGGACUCAAAGAUUCGAAAUAUGAAACAUCAUCACCUAACACCUCUUUAAAUACUAAAUAAGACUAAAUUUAAAAUAAAAUGGAGACAUUUCAGUAUAAAUUAUUGUCCUUUGUUAAUAUUUUUUUUCCUUCUAAUUAUUCAUUAAGAAUGUAUGAUUACAUGCCUGUGCCUGAGUGUUUCAACAUUCCUAGUAUAAUCGACUAAAUUUACUGGGGAUGUCCAAAGUCCAAAACGUGUUUGAAUUUAUACAUUAAUUGUCAAGCAACAGUUGACCUUAAAUGUGUGUACAUAUCAUGUGUUAAAUGUAACUAAUCAUACAGGACUUUUUCUUUAAAUGACCUGAAUCACAGUGGAAGUGAAACAACUGCCUUAUGUGAUUUGUUAUUAUUAGUAUUAUGAAUCUUAGAUCUAGAAAUGCCAAAAGUGAAGGAAUUAUUGUGAGUCUAUGUAAUGGCUGUUAACUGCACAUUGUUAGAGCACUCCUUUGUUUUUCUACUGGUUUAAAAAAAAAAAAGAAUUAAGUGAAUAAAAUCAUGAAGAAUGCUA
Messenger RNA from Carassius gibelio (silver crucian carp), 5618 nucleotides. Its product is annotated as zinc finger and BTB domain-containing protein 5. Gene Ontology annotation, molecular function: protein binding; RNA polymerase II cis-regulatory region sequence-specific DNA binding; DNA-binding transcription factor activity, RNA polymerase II-specific. Lineage: Eukaryota; Metazoa; Chordata; Actinopteri; Cypriniformes; Cyprinidae. Gene Ontology annotation, biological process: regulation of transcription by RNA polymerase II. The record is from RefSeq and is a predicted model, not a curated record. Gene Ontology annotation, cellular component: nucleus. Bases 191 to 2326 code for a protein of 711 amino acids. The transcript is spliced from 3 exons.